CGGCAACGGCAACGGCUGUUUCCCACUCCAGAGCCAGUUGCAAUCAGAAGCCAUCCAAACUGACUUUCGAUUCCCGUGACACUCCGACAGGCAACAUAUACUCAACAUAUACUCAAAACCUACGUUUUUUGCAAUUGUUUUCCUUAUUUUUUUUUGUAUUUUUUCAAUGUUUUAUUAUUUUGGACAGUUUUAUUGAUUCUCGAUUUUAAUAAACGCAUUGUUUACAAGUUGACGCGGUUUUAUUUCCAAAUCGGCAGCCCAGCGACGCGCAUCGAGUGCAAAGUGAAGUGCCCCAAGGGGAUGUAGUCAAAGAACACUUUAAAAUUGUAAAAAAAAAUUAAAUAAAAACAGAAUUAAAGUGCAAAAUAAAAUCAACAAUAGAAACAACCCAAAGAAAAUCAGAAACAACCAAUAACUUAAGAGCAAUCAGCAAACGGAAGACAAGUCAAGCCGCUUGGAUCCGGCACAACAUGCCGCAGCAGCUGCCGCACACAUAGGGUACACCUGCAACUGGAACACACACACACACACACAGACACACACAACGCACAGCGAGAAGCAAGAGAGACACAGUCAGAUACAGAAAGAGAUACUGAGAGGGAGAAUCGCAGGAGUCGAAAGUUAUAGGAGCAGCUACCAGUACCGCCACAGGGCAGAGACAGAGGGCCAGGAGAGGAGUAGGAGUAGGAUUAGAAGGAGCAGGAGGCAUCGCACAUUCCACACGACGCCAAAAUGGUACACGGACCACCAGCACGUAGAAAAUCUCAACAGCUGCAGCAGCAGCAGCAGCAGCAGCAACAACAGCAGCAGCUGCAUUGUGACAUGGAAAUGGAUCUGGAUGAAAUGCCGGCGCCGCCAGAUGGCGGCUGGGGCUGGGUUGUUGUUUAUGGCUCCUUCAUGAUUCACAUAGUCACCGAUGGCAUGACAUACUCCUUUGGCCUGUUCCACAAUGAGUUUCUCAGGUACUUCAAUGAGGGCAAUGGCUACACAGCCCUGAUCGCAUCUAUAAUGGUGGGCGUUACCUAUUCGUCGGGUCCCAUUAGCUCAUCCUUUGUCAAUCGCUAUGGCUGUCGAGCGGUGACCAUUGCUGGCGCCAUUCUGGCCGCCGUCUGCAUUGUUCUCAGCGUGUUCGCCCAGAAUGUGGCCACGCUGAUUGUCACCAUUGGGUUGGGCACCGGCCUUGGGUUUGGCCUCAUCUAUUUGCCGGCCAUUGUGAGCGUGACACAGUAUUUUGAGGCACGUCGAUCUUUGGCCACCGGCAUUGCUGUUUGUGGCUCAGGCUUUGGCACCUUUGUGUUUGCACCGGUGACGGAGGGGCUCAUUGGCAGCUAUGGCUGGCGUGGUGCGAUGCUCAUCAUGGGCGGCAUCGUGCUCAAUUGUGUCAUAUUCGGUGCAAUGUUCCGUCCAUUGGAGGCGCCGCGCCCCAAGGUCCACAAGCUGUCUAAAAAGUCGGCGAUUAUUGAUCAGAAUGUCACGCCUGCCGAAUUGGAGCCGCUCAAAGCAGUGACCGCACUUAAGCCAGCAGGCGAUCAAUAUCUGCAGCUGCCACAGCGCACAGAUGCGCCACCUUCCGCCGGCGGCAUCGGUGGAGGCAAUGGACUCUGUCGCUCCAACAGCGUUGGCCACAAUCUCAGACCCGGCCUGAACAAUAGCUCGAAUGGACUGCUGAAUGACGAGACCCGUAAUGCGCCAACGGUGGUGAAGAGCACCAGCAACAAUGACCUCGGCCGCCAAUUUGCUAGCCAGCCGCAACUGAUGCCCCUGUGGGAGGUGCAUCGGGAACGUAGUGCCAGCGGCACCAUGUAUCGCCCGGAUGCCCUUUACCAGGGCUCUCUGCACAAUAUACCGGAGUACGUCAGCUCCCGCAAUGAACUCUCCCGCUCUCGGUCUGGCUCGAACAUCAUCAAGCGCUAUGGAUCCCUAAGACAGAGUCAUCCUUUGGCCCAGAGUCAGGAGGUGACCAAAUGUUGCGGCUGUAUCAGUUGCUCCAAGGAGACGCGCGACACGUUCGCCGAAAUGAUGAACUUCUCCCUGCUGAAGGAUGUGAUCUUUGUGGUCUUCGCCAUAUCGAAUUUCUGCACAAGCAUCGGUUUCAAUAUGCCCUAUCUGUAUAUAGUUCCCCUGGCGAAAGAACUCAAUAUUAGCGCAAAGGAUGCCAGCUAUCUGAUCUCAGCAAUCGGCGUUGCCAAUACCAUUGGACGCAUCAUUCUCGGCUAUAUAGCCGACAAGCCUUGGGUGAAUCGCUUGCUCGUCUAUAACGUCUGCCUCACUAUUAGCGGCAUCGCCACGACAAUGGUGCCACUGUGCCUAGAUUACAACUCACUGCUCAUUUACUGCUGUGUGUUUGGGUUCACCAUUGGCGCCUAUGUUGGUCUGACCUCAGUCAUAUUGGUGGAUCUGUUGGGCCUGGACAAGCUGACCAAUGCAUUCGGGCUGCUCUUACUCUUCCAGGGCGUUGCCACGUUAAUUGGCCCGCCCAUAGGCGGUUGUUUGUACGACAUAACGAAAUCAUAUUCGCCGGCCUUCCUCUUGGCGGGCGUGAUGAUUGCCGUCAGUGGACUGGUCAUGUUUGUCAUUCCCCCGCUGCAGCGUUAUCUGGCCAAUAAGGCUAAACAGAAACCAAAUUGCGAGCAGAUGGCGCUCAGCUAGCUCUGUUCUCAUUGGGCGCUAGGGCGGGACAAUGUUUGAACAUGUAAAUUGUAAUUUUUUUACUCUUUUUUUUUGCGUGUAGCUAGUAAGGAAAAUAUAUAAUGAACAAUUGGGGAAAAAAAAAGCAAAUGCAACUGCGUGCAGUACGCGGCGAUAGACAAUAUAUGCACACACACAUACACAAAUACAUACUUACAUACAUACAUACAUACAUAGUGUGUAUGUACUAAGUAGGCCUACAUACAUAGAUGGAUGCACGUGUAUUCAUAGCUAUAGCCAUCAGUUAUUUAUAAAGAACCUAUCCAAUAGGAAAAUUGGGGGAAUAACAACAAUAACACAACCGUCAAUUUCUGUUUACAGUCUUAUUUUGAACCUAUGCGUACUUUGGAGUACUUAUUAAUUGCGUUUAUACUCGGCCCGCGUGCAUAAACAGGCAAACAUAGAUACACACACACACACACAUAUAUAUAUAUAUAUAUAUAUAUGUAUAUUUUGUUUAGUUUUAAUAGAUUGAAAAUUAUAUUUACUAUUAUGAUAUUUGCUGUACCAUUAAAGAAAAGCAACAACAAUUUUCGAUAUA
Messenger RNA from Drosophila grimshawi, 3229 nucleotides. RefSeq names its product monocarboxylate transporter 12 (gene Mct1). Gene Ontology annotation, biological process: monocarboxylic acid transport; transmembrane transport. The record is from RefSeq and is a predicted model, not a curated record. The transcript has 9 exons. The coding region runs from base 733 to 2649 and encodes 638 amino acids. Gene Ontology annotation, molecular function: monocarboxylic acid transmembrane transporter activity. NCBI's taxonomy places the organism in Eukaryota, Metazoa, Arthropoda, Insecta, Diptera, Drosophilidae.